AUGGCUACAGAGUUGAGAGAAAUUUCACGUUUUCUAACACCACCAAGUGGGUACGAGAAACAAUUGAAACAUCAAUAUGCACAGCAUAUGCGAAAAAUAGAAACGAAAAUAACAAAAAAGUCAUCACUUGGAGUGCAUUCGAAGCAUUUUACCAUAUUUGGUAAUAUUAGAUACACCAUCAUCAUCAUCAAAAAUUCAUUGUCUGUAAUGCUAACUUGUCGAAGUAUUUUAUUCAAAGUAGAAGAGAAGUGA
Messenger RNA from Clunio marinus, 252 nucleotides. NCBI's taxonomy places the organism in Eukaryota, Metazoa, Arthropoda, Insecta, Diptera, Chironomidae. The record is from the annotation of a GenBank genome assembly.